Hevea brasiliensis (rubber tree) is the source of this 1705-nucleotide messenger RNA. RefSeq names its product protein IQ-DOMAIN 9. The record is from RefSeq and is a predicted model, not a curated record. The transcript is spliced from 6 exons. Gene Ontology annotation, molecular function: protein binding. Lineage: Eukaryota; Viridiplantae; Streptophyta; Magnoliopsida; Malpighiales; Euphorbiaceae. The coding region runs from base 295 to 1296 and encodes 333 amino acids.
UAUUUAUAAUUUUAUAUUCUCCACAUUAAUUUGUUCUUGACUGUAUUUUGAGGGGUAGAAAGGCUGGUGAUGGGCCAUGGUAAUCCGCGUUUCCACACCCACCUUUUCUUCUUUUUCUUUUAUUUAUUUGUUUUAUCAGGCUUUCCUUCUCCUUCACUACAAGUCCUGUUGUCGCCACCUUUUUUUUUCUCCGCCAAGAUCUCGAGUGCCCAUUUGUUGAAGAGUCCCUACACGACCUUUUGCCACUCCGUCUCUGGUUUAUGUUAAGUUGGAUACAGGCUCCUGAUAUCAGGAAUGGGUUCUUCUGAUUGGUUUAAGACAAUAAUUAGUUUUAAAAAGGUGAAGGAAGAAAGUUCAAGACAAGCGAAGGGGUCUUCAGCUUCUGGAAAAUCAAAUGGCUUCAAAUGGAAGAACCAAUCACGCAAGGAGUCCGCUAGUUCUGCUGGUGGCAAUCCAGGAGUUAUUGAGGACUUGGCUGCCACUCGGAUUCAAACUGCAUUCAGGGCCUAUUUGGCCAGAAAAACUUUACGCUGCUUGAAAGGAGCUACAAGAUUACAGAUCUUGACCCAGAAUUAUUCUGUUAAAAAGCAAGCUACAACUACAUUGAACUGUCUUCAUACAUGGAGCAAAAUACAGGCCCAAAUUAGAGCUCGCCGACAAAGUAUGGUAACAGAAGGCCGGUUAAGACAGAAGAAAUUAGAAAAUCAACUAAAACUUGAGGCAAAGCUUCAUGAUCUAGAGGUAGAAUGGUGCGGUGGCUCCGUCACAAUGGAAGAAAUUCUUGCAAGAAUACAUCAGAGGGAAGAAGCAGCUGUUAAGCGAGAGCGAACAAUGGCAUAUGCCUUUUCUCAUCAGUGGAGGGCCAACUCUAGCCAAAACCUUGGGUUGGUUAAUUAUGAACUUGGCAAAGCGAAUUGGGGUUGGAGCUGGAUGGAACGCUGGAUUGCUGCACGUCCAUGGGAAAGCCGAAUACCUGCUCAGUCCAUCACUCCAAAGAAAGUGCAGAGUAAACAGACAAACAAAGCUGGUAAAAACACCAAUUCACCAACUGCUAAAACCCCAGUUUCUUCUAAACCAUCUUUGUCCAAUGGGAAGGGAAAUGAUAAGGCCCGAAGAUUGUCAUAUCCAGCUGCUGAAAAAGGUGCUACACUUGAAGGAAGCAUUAAAACUGCAGAAGCCAAGGGAAAUCAUAAGGCCCGAAGAUUGUCAUAUUCAGCUGCUGAAAAAGGUGCUACACUUGAAGAAAGCAUUAAAACCGAAGAAGCAAAAUCUAAAGGGGAACAGUUAGUAUCUUAGUCCCUAGCCAGUACAUAAAGUGGAAAGCUUAAUCUUCAGCAAGUCAUGGUAAGGGAAGAUUCUUUUAUCCAUAUGUUUGUUUCUGAUUGUGUACAACAGGAGUGGCGUGAUUGUGAUAUACUUCUGCAUGCAAUGCAGAACAUUACACAAAGCCUGGAUAUGGGACUCAGCUGAUCAUUCUUCUGUGUUUUUUCUGUUCCUUUUUUUACCUCAAAAAAAUUUCUCUGAUUUUGUUUUUUUUUGAAAAAUAAUUUGUUUCUAUAAUGUAAAUAGGCAGAGGCACAGAGCAUUGUUGGAGUAAUUGCUGGAGUUUUGAGUCUGUAGAUGUAAAAUCCAAGUUAUGAACAAUGUCUGAACUUUUUGUGUUUGAUUCUUUAUGCCUAUUGUGAGGUUCUGCAAAUUCCAUUAA